Oppia nitens is the source of this 1141-nucleotide messenger RNA. It is a transcript of the gene Daao1, whose product is annotated as D-aspartate oxidase-like. NCBI's taxonomy places the organism in Eukaryota, Metazoa, Arthropoda, Arachnida, Sarcoptiformes, Oppiidae. The transcript has 2 exons. Gene Ontology annotation, molecular function: FAD binding; D-amino-acid oxidase activity. Bases 65 to 1105 code for a protein of 346 amino acids. The record is from RefSeq and is a predicted model, not a curated record.
AAUGUUAUCUAAUUCAAGGAUUCAUAUUACAAGACUUGUAAUACAAUCUAAUGUAUAUUAAAAUAUGAAUCUUAAGUCAUCUAAACCGCAAAUCGGAGUCAUUGGUGGCGGUGUUGUCGGUCUAUCGACGGCUUUAUAUAUUCAGCAAACUAUACCAUCUGUAGAAAUCACUGUAAUUGCCGAUAAAUUUCUUAAUGAAACACUUAGUUAUGGAGCGGGAGGUCUAUUCAGACCGGAAGUUAAUAUCGGAACAUCAAAAGAGAUAGCCGAGGAUUGGGCCACAACAAGCUAUAAUCACUAUCUUAAGCUAUGUAUGUCAAGUGAUGCAAAUGCAAGUGGUAUGCAAUUGGUAUCGGGUUAUCAUAUGAACUCCUAUUCCCAGGAAAGUCUCAAUAAUGGUUUGUUGGCUAAACUAUUGCCUGAUAUUCGAGACUUUAAUGAUAACGUAAGAAAUUUAUUCCCAAAACGUUUCAAAUAUGGUGUGACAUAUACGACAAUAAUAACUGAUCCCCGAUAUUAUUUGCCGUAUUUAACUAAUAAACUGAUCCAAAAUAAUGUCCGAUUUAUUAAUAGACAUAUCGAUAAUUUGUUUCAAAUUGCUGACAAUUAUGACAUUGUUGUCAACUGUAGUGGUCUUAAUUCAAAAAAAUUAGUCAACGACUGGAAGCUAACCCCAGUUAGAGGACAAACAAUUAAAGUGAAGGCGCCGUGGAUUAAACACUUUUAUUUUGCUGAUGAAUCUUAUGUUAUUCCCGGUCGGGAUUACGUAACAUUAGGUGGUAUUAAACAAUAUGGUAACUCUGACCUAAACGUCAACUAUUUGGAUAGAGAGUCUAUUUGGCAGCGCUGUACUCAAGUAGUGCCAAGUCUUCAAAAUGCAGAAAUAGUUAUGGAUUGGGUCGGACUUAGACCACAGAGACAACCCAUUAGAAUAGAGGCGGAAAUUAUGACCGAUAGUGAUCACAAUCAUAUGAAAAAUAAUCUUAAAGUAAUCCAUAACUAUGGACAUGGAGGUCAUGGUAUAACAUAUUCUUGGGGAACAGCAAAACAUGCCACACAUUUGGUCCAACAAAUGCUGUCAACAAAUAUGUCUCCUAAACUAUAAGUAAUUGAAUGACAUAUUAAAUAAGAUUGAUAUUGA